Molecule: messenger RNA, 789 nt
Organism: Rhodotorula graminis WP1
Lineage: Eukaryota; Fungi; Basidiomycota; Microbotryomycetes; Sporidiobolales; Sporidiobolaceae
Exons: 6
Coding region: 1-789 (262 amino acids)
Source: RefSeq, a predicted model, not a curated record
AUGCCUCCUCAGCUGGACCGCUUCGUCUGCCUUGGAGACUCGCUCACCGAGCUCAGCUGGGACGAGCAAGGCCUCGGCGCGUCCCUCGCCCACCUGUACCAGCGCAAGCUCGAUGUCCUGAACCGGGGCUUGUCGGGCUACAACUCGGACUGGGCGCUCCACGUCUGGAAGCAGUGGCUCGAGCCCACCACCGACGGCGGCCCCAAGACGCAGCUCGUGACCCUCUGGCUGGGAGCCAACGACGCCGUCCUCCCCAGCGAGCUCCAGGCCGUCCCGCUCGAGCGCUACAAGGCCAACCUGCGCGCCAUCGUCGCCCUCGUCCACGACCGCUGCCCCGAGGCGAGCGUCGUCCUCGUCACGCCCACGCCGUUCCACCCCGAGGGCUGGCUCGACGAGCGCGUUCGUCGCGGCCUCACGAGGGAACACGACCGCGCUCCGGAGCGCACGCGCGAGUACGCCGAGGCCGUUCGCCAGCUCGGCAACGAGUUGAGCCUUCCGGUCGCCGACGCCUACACGCCCGUCGACGCCGAGAUGCGCCAGCUCGGGCCCGAGAAGGAGGGCAACGUGUUCACCGACGGCCUGCACCUCAAUGCCGCAGCGUACAAGCACGUCGUCAACGCCGUCGUCAAGGCGAUCGAGGCGCACUACCCGGAAAAGGCGCCCGAUGCGCUCCCCCUCCUCUUCCCGUACUGGCGCGACAUUCCCACCGCCGGCGCUCUCGGUCCCGAGUUCUCCGUCGCCGACAAGGCCGUCGCUGCUGCUGCCGCCAACCACACCGACCCGUUCUAG